AUGUCCUUGGCCUUUGGGUGGCAAGCGCCUUUUAAGCGGCUAAAGACCGCACCACAGGUGCAUCAGGAGCUGGGCUCUGCCUUCGCCGCCUGCGAGGAGGAGAUUGAGGAUGAACUCCUCGAGCCCAACCUGACUGCCAACAUCACUGGACAGUUGGAGGAUGCUGAGCUGAAAAGAAAGAGGCUUCGCUCCGAGGGGAGCGUCUUGGCGCAGGCGGAGCGCUAUGCAGAGGCACUGCAGCACUGGGAGGAAGCUUUGCUCUUCACUGAUGAUCCUUGUGAGAAGGCGCCCAUAUUGGAGCUUCUUGGCCAACAGGUCUCCAAUGAGUCUUUCCCCACUACCCAUGGCAGGGCCAAAGUCGGCUUGAGCAUCACCGAGGCAGAUGGCUCAAGUCUUGCUGAUCCUGGAGCGUCCCUUCGAUGCCAUUAG
Molecule: messenger RNA, 429 nt
Organism: Durusdinium trenchii
Lineage: Eukaryota; Dinophyceae; Suessiales; Symbiodiniaceae
Source: the annotation of a GenBank genome assembly